Colletotrichum destructivum is the source of this 3090-nucleotide messenger RNA. RefSeq names its product Putative peptidase M16, metalloenzyme, LuxS/M16 peptidase, peptidase M16, middle/third. Gene Ontology annotation, biological process: peptide catabolic process. Lineage: Eukaryota; Fungi; Ascomycota; Sordariomycetes; Glomerellales; Glomerellaceae. The coding region runs from base 1 to 3090 and encodes 1029 amino acids. The record is from RefSeq and is a predicted model, not a curated record. Gene Ontology annotation, molecular function: metal ion binding; metalloendopeptidase activity. Gene Ontology annotation, cellular component: cytosol; mitochondrion. The transcript has 4 exons.
AUGACCAACACCGAUACCGCUGCCGCCGGGCACCUGGACGGCUCUGUCCCUCACCGAGAGCUGAGGCCCCAGCCCCCCGUCGAGCGGGUGACGGACCAGCUCGAAACCCCCUCCCUCGACGACCGCACCUACCGUGUCGUGAGACUGUCCAACAAGCUCGAGGCUUUGCUGGUGCACGACCCAGAAACGGACAAGGCCAGCGCCGCCCUCGACUGUAAUGUCGGAAACUUCAGCGACGAGGAGGACAUGCCCGGCAUGGCCCAUGCCGUCGAACAUCUACUCUUUAUGGGUACCAAGAAGUUCCCUAUAGAGAACGAAUACUCACAGUACCUCUCCAACAACUCGGGUAGCUCCAAUGCGUACACCGGCGCAACCUCGACCAACUACUUCUUCGACGUCUCGGCCAAGCCCGCCAACGACCAAGAGCCUACGGCCGAGAACCCUUCGCCCUUCAAGGGCGCUCUCGACCGCUUUGCCCAGUUCUUCAUCGAGCCUCUGUUCCUCGAGUCGACUCUGGAUCGCGAGCUGCGCGCUGUCGACUCGGAGAACAAGAAGAAUCUGCAGAACGACCAAUGGCGACUCCACCAGCUGGAGAAGUCUCUUUCUAACCCGAAACACCCCUUUUGUCACUUCUCGACAGGCAACCUCGACGUCCUCAAGGACCAACCCGAGUCCAAGGGCAUCAAUGUACGCGCAAAGUUCAUGGAGUUCCACGACAAGCACUACUCAGCGAACCGUAUGAAGCUAGUCGUUCUGGGGCGGGAGCCCUUGGACGUCCUCGAGCAAUGGGUUGCCGAGUUCUUCUCUGGGGUACAGAACAAGGAUCUGGCGCCGAACCGCUGGGAGGACGAGGUACCCUUCCGCGAAGCCGAGCUCGGAGUCCAGGUUUUCGCCAAGCCCGUCAUGGAUUCGCGGGAGUUGAACCUCUUCUUCCCCUUCCUCGACGAGGAAAACAUGUACGAGUCUCAGCCUAGCAGAUAUGUGAGCCACUUGAUUGGCCACGAGGGCCCUGGUAGUAUCAUGGCCUAUGUGAAAGAGAAGGGAUGGGCAAAUGGACUGAGCGCUGGUGCUUACCCCGUCUGCCCGGGUUCUCCUGGCAUCUUCGACUGUCAGAUUCGUCUGACGGAAGAGGGCCUCAAAAACUACAAGGAAAUCGUCAAAGUCUUCUUCCAAUACGUUGCGCUUCUCCGGGAAGCGCCGCCGCAGGAAUGGAUCUUCGACGAGCAGAAGGGCAUGGCCGAUGUCGAUUUCAAGUUCAAGCAAAAGACCCCUGCGAGCCGAUUUACGAGCAAGAUCAGCUCCGUCAUGCAGAAGCCCCUCCCGCGGGAAUGGCUGCUCAGCGGAUACAGUCGGUUGAGAAAGUUCGAUUCCAAUCUGAUCGAAAAGGGCUUGGCGUGCUUGAGACCAGACAACUUCCGUAUGACCAUUGUGUCACAGAAGUUUCCCGGUGACUGGAACCAGAAGGAAAAGUGGUACGGCACUGAGUUCCGCCACGAGAAGAUCCCCGAGGAUUUCAUGGCCGAGAUCAAGAAGGCCGUCUCGAGCUCGGCCUCGGAGCGGCUCGCCGAGCUCCACCUGCCUCACAAGAACAACUUCAUUCCCACGAAGCUCGAGGUCGAGAAGAAGGAGGUCAAGGAGCCGGCUCUGUCGCCCCGUGUCGUCCGAAACGACAGCCUCGCUCGGACGUGGUUCAAGAAGGAUGACACAUUCUGGGUGCCCAAGGCCAACCUCGUCAUCAGCUGCCGAAACCCCAACAUCUACUCGACCGCGGAAAAUGCCGUCAAGGCAAGGUUCUUCACCGACUUAGUCCGCGACGCGCUGGAGGCGUACUCGUACGAUGCCGAACUGGCGGGUCUGCAGUACAGUGUCUCGCUCGACGCCCGCGGCCUGUUCCUCGACCUAAGCGGGUACAAUGACAAGCUAGCUGUUCUCUUGGAGCAGGUCUUGAUCACCAUCAGGGACCUCAAGAUCAGGGAUGAGAGGUUCGACAUCAUCAAGGAGCGCCUCAACCGCGGGUACAACAACUGGGAGCUCCAGCAACCGUUUAGCCAGGUUUCGGAUUACACGACUUGGCUCAACUCGGAGCGCGACUUCGUCGUGGAGGAAUACCUGGCCGAGCUGCCGAGCGUCACCGCCGAGGACGUGCGGCAGUUCAAGAAGCAGAUGCUCUCGCAGAUCCACAUCGAAUCUUAUGUGCACGGGAACCUGUACAAGGAGGACGCGCUCAAGCUUACAGACAUGGUCGAGAAUAUCCUGAAGCCCCGCGUCCUCCCGCGACCCCAGUGGCCUGUGAUCCGAUCGCUAGUGUUUCCUCCCGGAUCGAACUACGUGUACAAGAAGACGCUCAAGGACCCGGCCAACGUCAACCACUGCAUUGAGGUGUGGCUUUACGUAGGAGACAAGGGCGACAGGCUUGUCCGAGCCAAGACGAUGUUGCUUGACCAGAUGUGCCACGAGCCCGCCUUCGACCAACUCCGGACCAAGGAGCAGCUGGGCUACGUUGUCUUCAGUGGAGUGCGGAGCUUUUCGACGACGUACGGGUUCAGAUUCAUCAUCCAGAGCGAGCGGACGCCCGAGUACCUUGAAUCAAGAAUCGAGGCAUUCCUCAACCUGUUCUCCAACACACUAGACUCCAUGUCGGACGCGGACUUUGAGGGUCACAAGCGCAGCUUGAUCGUCAGAAGGCUCGAGAAGCUGAAGAACCUUGACCAGGAGAGUAGCAGGCACUGGACCCAGAUCGCCAGCGAAUACUACGACUUUGAGCUCCCUCAACAAGAUGCGGCGCACACCAAGACGCUCACAAAGACGGACAUGGUCGAGUUCUUCCAGAGGUAUAUUAAGCCUGGGUCGACCACUCGGGCGAAGCUUUCAGUGCAUCUGCGUGCCCAGGCCACCGCACCGGCCAAGGAGGGAGCCGAAGCCAAGGUCAACGGCGUUGCCAAGGAGGUGGAACUUCAGCCGGCAGGCGACGUCAAGCCGCCGACACUGAUCGAGGACGUUCGCAGCUUCCGGGCGGGGCUUGUAGCGACAUGCGGGGCGCGGCCUGCCAAGGACUUGACCGAGUACGAAGACACAGACGCAAAGCUAUGA